GUGUAGCGGGUAAAAAUACAACUUCUUGGCCGCGUUUUGCAACGUCAUCUAUCUCAAUGUUUCUCUCAGUCUUCUCUCUAGUACAGAAUCUAUCGCACUAACUAGGAAGACGAAGAAGACGUUCGUGGUUUUUUACUAUUUAUCGUACUUAUACUUAACUUUUUAGCCGAUAGAGUCGAAGAAGUUUACCUUUAUUUUCCAAUGAUUUCGUAGUAUUUUUGUCGAUAAAUUAGUCCUAUUUGUUCGUUCUGUCUCUAGCCAAAGAAUCUGCUAGCAAUAAAGGUCGUGAUCAACGCCCACCCUUUCCCGCCACGGUCCCGGAAAUUUUACCAAUAGAAAGGAAGUUAUUGAAUAUUGAAAUAAGAAACAAUUAUAAUACUAGACGAGCGAAAGUUCAAUAAUCUAUUUUUAGAGGUGGAAACGAAGUAGAUGUAGCAUCCUUUGUUCUUCUUCUUGUCCGAUCAGCCACUCAAGUCGAAUUGUGAAAAUUUGGCUUCGGUCGUGUUGGUGAGUUUUCCCUCCGUCACUAGUAUCUUUGACCACUUAUGUAGAAUCCGCAAAGCCAAAGCGAUUUAAUCUCAUCUAGGUCUUUCACACCACGUUUUGCUUCCACCGGGCUUCCGUUUUAAUACUCCGCUUUUUGUCACUGUAUAAACAUACGCACGCGCAAGCACCCGCAGAUAUUUACUGUACAACUUCUCGUGAUCUAUUGGCCAUGUUAGUUUUUUUUUCCUGAAUAAAGCUAAGAGUAAGAAGUUGAAGUUUAAGUUUCUGACGCUUUUUCAACGGCCUAUUGAAGAGCUGCAGCAAACUGCUUCACAAAAACCGGCCGCCUGGUACUGUUGGCUACUUUCGUCGGUCGUCCUCUAGUUGUACCACAGUUUUAAGAUAAUAUAGCUUUCCCGACUUAUUUCACCAGGUAGUCUUACACUUACUCUUACUCAGAAAUAUUCCAUCGCAGCAACAAAAACUAAAACUUCUCUUCCAACUUCCAUUCGGGGACUCAACUUGCUUUCGUCUCGUCGGAUGGUUUCGAAAUAACUUCCGGCGACAAGAAGCAACGAACUGAGCCGCCUGAAUGCCGCAUGAUCGAUAAAUCCUUAAAAUGAGUCUACUUCUCCACAUUGAUUUCUAGUAGCCCUCUUUCGAAACCAGGUUGUCUGGAGGUCGCAAUGCCAGUGCUAGGAUGUUGCUCGUAGAUGUAUAGGAUUAGUAAUCCUGCGUCAGCGUCGGGAUCGGGUCGUGCAACUAGAAUUUCGUCGUACUAUCGGAGAUCGAACAGGAGACUCUUGCUGCAGUACUUCGAUUCGUCAUGUACUGCAGUACUGCUCGUAGAGCAGGAGCAAUCUAUCGUGUCGCAAAAAAUUGAAGAACCUCGUGGUCCCAGCAAAUAACAUGAAUACUAAAACACACCCUUGAUGACGGCGAGGCAUCAAAUAUUUUUAAGGCGUUUUUUUUUUGAAGAGUAAGAAAAGAUAAACGUGCAUAAAAAUAUUCGGCAAGGUGGGAGCUACUGAAGCAACAAGAAGGGACAACACUUGUUUCUAGUUGCCAGCCGGGGUUUCCUUCUUGAGCAUUCAUCGAUCAAGAAUUGGUCACUCUGCAGCGGCGCGGCGGUGAUCAUUUUUGUCGCCAAGUGCAAGAGAAGUGCUGUCCGAGGAAUAACAGAAAAAACCACGAGCGCGCGCUGCUCAUCAUCUUCUGCGGACGACAAAGAUCAUUAUACGAAGAGCAACGUCUACGUCGGCUUACCGGCAGGCAUCAAUACCGCGAAGGCCGCGAAGAUUUUUAGUUGCGAAGAAGGAAGAACAGCUGGUGCGUGUGACGCACGAAACAGGACAAAAGCAUCAACGAAACGGAAGUACCUUGGCGGCGUAGACAAAUCCAUAGAAUACAGCAGGCGAGGCUUCUAAGAGUAUCACAGCAGCGUCAACAUCUACUUCAUCUCUGGAGGUCAAAGAUCCCGUCGCGCAGGAGAAAUUCUUUCUGGUUUUUCCAAGCGAUAAAAUUACGCCGCAUUGUUUUGCGGCCGGACGACUCGUCUCCACCUAGGCAAAAGCAGCAAUAGGACGCUUUUAAUAGAAGCUGAAAGUACAAGGUAGACUUCGAGGACGCGGGCGAGCAGCUGCAGCAAGCAGUACACGAGUAUUAAAGAAACCACGGGUCGACGUCGGCUCCUGAUUAAGUAGAACGAGAGAGACAGAGAAUAAACCAGAAAAAUGGUGACGGGUAGUACUACAGCACCAGGCGGAUCUUGUUCCACUGCUAGCUCUAGCAGCUCAUCUUCCGCGCGGAGAACGUCGGGAAGUAACAGUACGGACGCUCUUAGAAGUACUACAACCACACCGGCGAAGGAAGACAGGCGAGUAAGAACAUUCCGAGGGAGCAGGGGCAGCACAGCAAGCGGCAGGAAUAUGUUGACAACUUCUUCUUGUUCGUCAAUUACAUCAGCGAGCAGAACAAGGUCAUCUUUCGUCAGAAUAUGGUGGAAUCAUGCAAAUAGUGAUGAUCAUCUUGGUCUGAAAAGUAAAAGAUGACGUUCAAAUCGUCCAGAUGCGAAUGACAAGUCGACUUUUCGUUUUGUAAACAAGCUAUGUAUAGAAACUUCUUUACUCGGCAGGAUCAUGCACCAUCACAGAGCUUAAUUAUGCAGUGGUCCUGCACCUGCUGUACUUGUUAGAUCUCGAAGAGAGUCGCGACCACUACACCAGGGCGGGACCUUCUCCUGCGUCGAUGAGAGGCGCAUUUAAGUACUUAUCCAGCCAAGGAGUCUUGUUCGCAAAAAUCUACUUCCAGACGACCAAGUGAUAGGAAACAUCAUAUUUGCAAUGCAUACAAGGCCGCCUUCGGCUGCUCCACAGCAGCACUCCUCCUCUCGCCACAGCAUUCAGUGCUCGUCAAUGCAGACAGCGCGGCAGGGACCACUCCAGGCGGGGCAGCUGCAGCAGGCCUGCAACAGCCCGGGUCGUAUCCUGUGCAAAAGUAUCGUACUCGUGUAAAUGCAUUACAAACUUCCUCAGCGUGAGAAAUAAAAUUUGUAAUGCAGAUUUGCCUUGGAGACAAGAUUUGUAAUGCUAAACUUGCAUUUGUACGAGUGCGAUACUUUUGCACAGGAUAGCUCGCAGUUUAUGGCGAAACAGGGACAACAAGGCGACCCGAUCGACGGUGCGAACCCCAACAGGGAAAUUCCGAUCACCGAUGCAAACGCUGCUUUGCUCGGAGGGGACAACAUCAAAGGAGGUGCCGCACCCGCAGGCGGCUCUGCGCCCAGUCCACCUGUCGACAACGGGCAGCAAUCUACUUCCGUCAUGACCAAUACAACCGAGGGACCACUGACCUUUGAUCAAGUUGUAUCGCAGGAAAAAAAUGUCUUUUCUAUGCUGAUGACGGUUUUAUUUUUGCACAAUGUUAAUGUCUAUGUGCUGCAUGAGAUGAUGCGCACUCAUCUGCUCUCUACAUCGUUCUUUCAUCUACUUCUGCCUCUGCUGCAAAAAUACAAGUCGCCGACCUUCCUCUCAAAAGUUAAACAUUUUUUUUUCUGCGAUAAGCCGCGUUAAAGCAGCAGUACGACCGGGAAAUGAAGGCGGAUGUGGACAAGCACCACAUUGAGGUCAUCGAGCGAGAUCUGCCUAGCUACAAGAUCAACAACGGUGUGAACGAGGGGAAAACUGGAUUUCCCUUCGAAAAGGACCACGAAUUCCCGGGCGGUAAGAUGAAAAAUUUAUGACCAACAUCGACAACUUUGGAUUGAUUGAUGUGUUUGUGGCACCAGGACCAGACGAGGACGAGAUGGCCAUGGUGUUUAGGUGUUCCGGCAUGACAAAGAUCAUUAGCGAAUGUCUUUUGGCAUGACAAAGACUGUCAAUCUCUACAACUGGCCAGGUUUCUACGUGGACACGGUAAUCCGCACCGAGAAGGACCGGUGGACGAUUUACAAGGGGCACUAUCAAAUGCAAAUAUGUCUGGGUCCUCUGGAAACUUGUGAUGCUGGUGGUGGAGAGAGACGAGGACACUUCGAUUGACUGCAAAGCAUGACAAGUUUUGAAGGAGCUGCAGUGCUGUCUAAAUUCCAUGACAAAGUGAGCUCCUGCAUGACAGAAAAGUGGGGCUACUUUUGGGGAUACACGUGCAUGACAGACUUGAGAGUCACGCUCGCGAAGCAUGACAAACCUUGCAUCUUCGUUCCAGACCUCCCAGACAUAUUUGCAGGUGAUAGGCACGUUUUCGGAACUACGGACUACUGGGACUUAUGUGUGGUUUACGUGCAGAGGGUGGAUCCGAAUUUUGUCGGCUCCAUGCCCAAAGUGGUAUACUUACAAUGAACUGGUGCGGUUCAUAAUCUAAUUUGCUUUACUUGGAUGUUGUAAAGCGCUACUGGAUGAUGGAUGUUGAAGAUGUUCAUGAUAGCAUGUUGUGUACUAGUCCGUCGAUGCUAAAGUGCAGUGGUAAGGAGCAAGGCUGCAACAACUUGGGCGGUCCCCAUUGAUUUGUUCAGGAUUGCUAUCCAAGAAAAAAAGUGUGUAAGUGUAACCUUUUUGCAGUAACAGCAUUACAGAUUUGUUUUGCAUGACAGAGAAAACCUGUCAUGCGUAGCUAGUACGCGAAAACACGUAUGAAAAUAGCCUCUGAUGCACAUCCAGCAUGAAAAAUGUAACUGUAUUGCAACGUCUGCAACACAAUAAAGCUGCACUUACGCUGCAGUUUUUUUCUUGCAUAAUUGCGGCUUUCUCCGACCCGUGGUCAGCCGGGAACUGGUGCAAAAUCCGUCCGAUGUUUACCCCAACGAAGCCCCCUACUGCGUCCUGCUCUCCGAGAAGGAAGACACGUGGUACCAGGGCAAGCAGUACCGGUUAUCAAGAAGGAAAAUCCUCCCUCGUCCGCCCCAUAUCAAAACGGAAAUCUGUGAUGCAGAUUUGUGGCCACAAAUCAGCUUUGUCAUGCUAGAAAGGAGAGAAAAGAUGUGCAGAAAGUGCUUCCUCGCCCACCCCCCGGGGAGGGGAUCCUUGACCUGUGGCGCUGGGAGCGGGUGUCCACUACGUGAUGAUGAUGAUGAUGAUGACUGCAGUGCUGUGCGGCGUGAGAAGGCCUCGCUCCAUGUUGAGCAUGACAGGAGGCAGCUGGAAGUGGGAAACAGCGUGACAAAUUGUCUGCAAACGAGGCCACGACUGCCGCUUUUGGCCUUCUAGCAAUACAACUCGAUUUGUGUACUCAUGUACCGCAUGACAAAUUUCGUUUUCGAUAUGGGGAGGGGGGAUUUUUCCUUUUGAUGCCGGUAUUCCGCAUGGCAGUUUUUCCAACGCGUUCCGAAGUUCCAGCCGUCCUUUCGCCCGCGGGAAACUUUCGAAUCCGGACAAUUGCCGGGCGUGUAUAAUUGUUUCUGAUAGAAGUGCUGAUGUACUUUCGACGUCUUACUUUUACGAACACAUUCUUGCUACCGAACAAGUUGUGAUGUCCCAUCAUGUUGAUACGACCAUGUUGUGGAUGUGGUUUCAGUUUCUGGGAAGUAGGAAUAGCUUUGAUGCCAUGCAAGAUUUUUUCAGCAUGAUUUGAUGCACGACGUACAAAAAAUACAACGACUGGUCGAUGUUGAUAAUGUUAAAAACACGACAGGAAAUACCGUUUUGAGAAGUUCCUCGGGCGGGGCACGUACGGCGAGGCCUACCUCGGUAUUCGGCUAACGGACAAUCGCCCCGUGGUGAUCAAGGUUCUGUCGGCAAACCCCAAAACCUCCGCGCACACCGAUAUCCACCGGAGAAAAAGUUUCCUGGUUGUGCAACUACUCUUUUUGCAACAAGCAGAGCAUGGUCAUCUCCAAAUUCUGGUUGCAGGAUUCGGAUUGCAUUUUCACCACAGAUGCUGCGAUCAUGCCAUCCUAGUGCUCGUCCGUACCCUGUGCAGUCGCAUGUAGCUGCUGCACCAGGUUUGUGUUUGUCACAGAGACUGAGAGAGUAGAGAUGUGUAUAUUAAUGCACUUUUAUUUGUUUUCUAAAUCGAAGUACGCCAGCUUGAGACUUUUGUAGAGCAUAGCCGACAAGGGCCCGCAGGUGGUGUUCGACAAGCCAAAACAACUGCUUCCCGGUUCAACGAAAUCCGAGCGGGACGCUUGCAACUUGUCGCAGGAGCUGUUUGCGCAGAUCUCAGACAAGUCCAAGUCGCGGUUUGUCGCCUGCUUGGAGGGGGAUGGGUGGAUAUGCAUUGCAAAAGUAUCGUACUCGUGUGAAUGCAUUACAAAUUUCCUCAGCAUGAAAAAUAAAUUUGUAGUGCGGAUUGACCUCAAGAAAAAGAUUUGUAAUGCAUAAACGCAAUUAGUACGAGUGCGAUACUUUUGCACAGGAUAGUGGAUCACGCACAGCUCGGGCGUGGAGUUGCUGUACGCCAUUUGGGAGUACGGGGGCAGUUCGAUCGAGCAGGACCCGCCUAUGGCGCUCUCAAACGUUACUUUCUCAACUGUUACAUGAAUCUGUAAUGCAAGAAUGGCAAAAGCAAAAGGGGGAAGAUUGUAAAAUUUGCAUUACAAAUCCCGCGCAGAUUUAGGCGCUGUUUAGCCCCUCGCAAAUUUGUCAUGCGAAGCAGCUUGAUCUUGUGGAUGAUGAUGGUAGUUUUGCAUGGCAAAUUCAUGCAACAGACGGGAAUGCAACGCUUGAGAACUCCAUACCGCCCAGAACCCUCUCGGACGCCCUGAUCAUCAUGAAAUCGGUGCUGGAAGCAAUUCAAAUUAUCGUCCGGAAAGGUAUAAAAAUGUGAAAGAAGUAUGAGAUGAAUCAUGACCAUGAGCUUAUUUUUAAUAGCCGCGCAUUUGUCGUGUAAUUUUUCGUAAAUAUUAUUUCAAAAUUGUUUACUGUCAUGCCCGGACUGUAAGGCGUUUCCUUUGCCUUUCACAUCACAGGCGACAUCGUCCAUCGCGACAUUAAGAUCCCAAACAUCGUCUGGGAUGCCAACAAGAUCGUGCGCUUGAUUGACUACUCGCUUUCUCGCCGCAUGCGGUCCUCCAUGCAGCACGGCAACCGGUGCUACCACACCCAGCGCUACAACCGCACAAAAAUGCUGCUGGAAACUUUGUAUCCCAUUGGUGCAAAAAUAGAAAAUAUCGCACUCGUUGGAGAUCAUGAUAGAUAUUCACUCUUGCUGUCUGACAUGUUGACCGAUAUACUUGCUACUUUGUAUACCUAAAUUUUUGCAAAUUCACCUCCAUCAUUUUUAUUUGCGUGUUAGUUGUGGAAGAAGCAAGUACAAAUUGCCAUGCAAUUUCUACGUACGAUCGAGUGCGAUAAUUUCUGUAAAGCUGCAUACCUGAAACGAAAAAUUCCGCGGGGAAGGCCGGGCCUGGGAGCUGGGAUGGCACAGGGCAAUUUCCGAAUGGCCGGACUUUUUCCGGGUACUACACUUGACAAAUUGCUUGUUAAGAACCGGUCGUGUCCACCUCUGCAUUGAUGAUAGUACAUAGAUAGAGCGGCUCUCAUUGGUGAAUGACACGAAUGCGCAUUCCUGAUUGUCUUCGUCGUGCUCUUGCAUGUAUAAACUGAUUUGUUCAUGUUUCAAUUCUCACAGCUCCGCGACGCGAUUUGCGAACAGGAAAAAUUCGGAUCCGCGCUCGAGAAGCAGGUGGAAAAGGCAAUAUGGACGGGGAAGAAGAGUAUGUCCAAGAUCACAAAGUUGUUCCUAACCUGAUUACACUUUGAAUAGGGGGCGUUUACACUUGAUCAGUUUGUGACGCUGGCGGAACAACAGUCAUGUCAUUACAUACGAGAUCCAGAAAUAGUAAAGGUAGAGAUGAAACAGAAACAACACUCUUCUUACACCAUGGUACAUGAGGACUGCUCUACUUUCUUGUUGCAUACCGCACCGGGGAUUUUCACUGCCGGGUGCGCGUUCGGCAGCCUACUUUGUACUCCAAAGAGUCUCCGCAUCUGGACCCACAGACCGAGGCCUCGAUCACCAAGAAAAGAUAUGAAAACCGAAAAACAAUGUGUACAACGUACUAGUACUGCUGUUGUGAACACUUUAGAAAUAAUUUUACCACCGCUGCCGUCGGUCUUGACGUGACAACUUGAAAAUUGAAAGUUGUGUUUUGCAUGAACAAGAAGGCGGUGACAUAAAGCGCAGGUAGGAUGCAUGGAGUUGUUAUACGUAGUUUUUCUUCGCAUAGCAGCCCAGUGGUCUUCCGAUGGGGCCUGUGGUGCGAGGAAUACGGGUACAGUCAUCAACUUUUCAUGCAUUCUAGUGUGGGUACCAGCCGGUCUACUGGAAUGAUAUGUAAGAAUGCCAAUUUCGAUUUGUGAUGCUGAGUGUGGAGUUGUAUGUUAGACAAAAACCUCUGUAGUUGCACAGAUCAACCACAAAUAAAACUAUACAGGUAUGUGGUGGAGCAUUUCGGGGAGUAUUUUGGGAUCCAUGAGUUUGACGAGUGGGCAGACGAUGACUUUGCCCUGCCGCAGUUGCAGAACGGGAGGCUGGUAACCGUGGUCACCGAGGAUCAGCUGGGUUCCGAUGCGCUGAAAAAGGAUGUAUCAAAUGCAAAAAUGUCUGGGUCUGGAAACUUUAACUUGUGUUGCUAAAAUGUGGACGAUAGAAACACUUCCGAAUGCUACCUAGCAUGACAAAUUUCCAGAACGCUUUCUCAUAGGCAAUCCGCAUGAAAAGCUUCUUGUUUGGGUUUGCAUGUACAAAAUAGGCUGCGACUUUUGUAGGUUAUGCAAUACAGAUUUCCCAGGUCGUAUGGAAAGCUAGCAUUACAAGUUCCAGCCUUCCAGACCCAGAGAUGUUUGCAAUGCAUAGGAUGCCAAGAAAAACGAAAUCACCUGCGCGAACGGCUUGGACCACUGGUUCGCCGACUGGCCGCACCAAGAAAUCCUGAACUCCCUGCAAGCGAAGGGCAAGGACGAGCGCGACGUCGGGGCUUACCUGGCGACCCUGCCGGAAGUCCAGGAGGAGGCCCGAAACAAACACACCCACUGCAUCAGCUGGACCGCAGAGGCGGCGCCGAAUGAAGUGAAGUCCUAUAUGGUGGAAUUCGACGAGCAGGACCCCCGGUCCUUCGAUGUGCACUCCCUCGGUGUGGUCAUGUCUCACUUGCUGCGGGACCAGUUUGAAGACUACCAUGAUUCUACCCUGUAUCAACUGGAAAAAUUAAAAUACCCCCUCCGCCCCAUAUCGAGAAGGAAAUUUGCCAUGCUGAUUUGUGACCACAAAUCAGCUCUGUCUUGCAUAUGGGGCAUCAAAUGGGGCCCGUUUGGCACAUUCCACAGCCAAUCUGUCAUGCGCUUUUGCAUACUGCAAAGGUGUCUGCCAUGCCUAACCGCUAGCCUGAUCAGGCUUAGGAAGUGCAUCCAAGCGCAUUGUGCAAUACAGCGCUGAUUUGUGUACAGAAAUCCAGCAACAGAAAUUUCCUUUUUUCUAUGAGGUGGGGGCUUUUUUCACUUUGAUACGCUGUACCAAUUCAUCGCCUCGAUGGUGGAGCUAUGCAUGGCAAAUAUGAUCCCCAGAUGUCUGGAAGAUUGCAAGAACUUGUGAUGCUGUCUGCGGAUUCUGAAAGAAAUUGUAUUGCAUGACCAGCAAGGAAGACGAAUCCUCCAGUUUGUGCUACGUGGGGAGGGCAUUGUUUCUCAUGCGGGAUAGGCAUCAGAAAGCUUUCUAAAAAUCUGUGAUGCUAGAUCAUGCAUUACAGGUAUCACUGGUCUUCAUGCAAAUUAUGCACGACAAACCGCUUUCAAUCUUCCAGACGUCCAGGGAUAUUUGCAUUUGAUAGGACCAGAUGACCGAAAUCGACGUGGCGAAGCGAAUGACGGUUGAGUAUCAGAUGCAAAAAUGUCUGGGUCUGGAAACUUGUGUUGCUGAUACAUGCAUUGCAAACUUGUUGCUUGUACGGCAUAACAGCAUGAGAAAUUUCUCUGGGCUCCUUGCGGAUUCAUUCGUGUUUAGCAUUACACAUACAAACUGCCAUCCAGCACGACAAAAAACCUGGCCAUUGGUAUUCAUGCAUUACAGAUCUUGUUGUCCUUGAAGUCCUGCAUCACAAAUCCAGACCCAGACAUAUUUGCAAUCCAUAUUGAGGAGGGCUUGGCGAAGCUUUCCUUCGUGCAGACCUACUACGAUUCGCGCGAGCGGGGUUUGACCGGGCGCAAUUUGAUCACUUCGCUGCAUUAUGCAUUGCAAAUAUGUCUAGGUCUGGUGGAAGGAUACAACUUGUGAUGCUGCAUUGGGAUGUCAAAAAAAAUCUGUAUUGCAUGAGCAGCAAAAGGAAUCUUAUUUUUGCUACGCGGAGGGAGCAUUUCCAUUUGUCAUGUGGAAUAGGCAUCAAGAAGCCCCCCUCAAAAAAUCUGGGAUGCUAGGGCAUGCAUCACAGACAUCAUAGCUCAUGCAAAAUGGUGCAUGACAUUCUUCCAGACCUCCCAGACAUAUUUGCAGUUGAUAUGCAUCGCAACUGGGUGGGAGACCGGAACUACUCCGGAAGCACGAGCGGUACCAGCGAUUCUGCGGAUUCCCGCUCCACCGCGCCAAGUGGCGGGGCCGCCGGGGGGCCAACGACCGGCACCGGAGCUGCAGGCGGGGCCGCAGGUUUGUACGGCAGCAAGGCGCACGAGCAGUUGUAAGAAGAAGUGUGAGCAGGACUCGACUACUAGUAAGUACUAAGUUGCAUCAGACACAGACUAUCACUUGUUCAGAAAAUAUUGAAAAAUAGAAGAUCUGCAACUACUACUUACAGGAGGUCGUCAACUGCAUCUUCCAGCUCUACUGCGUCCGUUGUAGAGCGAGAAGAAGACAGUACAGAUCUUAGAAGUCUUAAGCUGUCGUGCCGGGGGACGAGUAGAAAUGAGUAGUCAGAGAUUUUUACGUUCUUACAAAGAAAUUGAAAUUGCUGCUGACUUCAACUGUGCCGGUAGUUGGAUCAGUGCGUAGAAGUUUAAGUUUUUCAAAUCCACCACGUCGUGUAGCUGCUACACACUGCGCUCUUCAGAAGUAGGCAGAAGUGAAGUUGUCGUGUCCUGCUCAGUGUUGAUUAGUAUCUGACGUCGCGGCGGUGACCUAUUCGCGUGGCUUAUGCGACCGCAGAUAUCUCCCUGAAAAUUUUUGUUCUUUUACUUUCCUCGAUUUAUCCAUCUAUUAUGUACGUCACUUGUAGUUGUUCUUUGAAAUAAACGAUAAAAUAAUGAAAACUACCACGAAUCAAGUGUUUCUAUCUUUUACAACUUUGAUAUUAUUCCGUACAAAGCAACAAAAUUGAAAACACAGUCAGCUUCGGGAGAAAUCGGAGCGCUAGUUGUCAGUCAGUAGCUGAGAAAAAUAAUUCUUGUACCAACGAGUUCUGCCUUGAAGAUUUUUUAUUUUUACCGAGUUUGUUAUUGUUGCUGUUGUGACGCAUUAGAAAUCAAAUUGUUACAUCCAAGAAUAUAAAAUUUCCAUUCGUUUGAUCAUUCAUCAAAAAGCCUUUUCCUCUAUCCGCUACCUGUACCAAGACACACCAUUUUACCAGCGUUCGACACCACCUUCGGAAUACGUAAUGUAAAUAUAUAUGGUGCGAGCAAGAGCAAGACAAGUUGAAGUUCGAAGAAGUAGUAGUAGAAAUUUUCCCUGAACCUACCACAUAUUUUUUCCCACAGCGAGCCUUGUUUCGAGCUUCUUUUGUAUAUAGCAUAUAAUAUCGGCAGCACGGUGCGGGCACGACCAGGAGCGACACAGAACCUCGGCGCAGGAGGAGGGUCGUGCUUAUUGAUAAAAACACAACAACUUAAGAUUACAGCUAUAAUACUAUCAUUGGAGUCAGCAAAUUUUCGUUUUAGUAAGCAGCAGAAUCAAACGCGUUACACCUGAUGUUUAUCCUGGUGAAAAAUCCAGACAACCUUGUUUCAUCAUCAUCUUGAGAAUACAGAUCAGAAAGAAAACCUUUCAUCGCAUUUGAAAAUUUUGAGCCACGGCGGCCCUCCUUGAAGAUGUGGUGCUUAAUAAAUCGAGCAGAAAACGACCAGGUAAUUAUGUCGCCGCACAGAUGGCCAUGUUUUUCUUUCCGAGCGAAAUUUUCUUCCUGUACAUAGUACUAAUUUCGUUUAUUCGCCUGUACCUAAUUCUGGAACAAAUUAUACGUCGUGAAUGAGAUUCACGAGAAAUUGAGACUCAAUACGAAAGUUUGAGCGCGCCGGAAAAUCAUAAUUUUCUGACCGGACAAGCGAACGACUACGACGAGGAAUUGUACUUUUUACCUGACGCGACCACCACGGCAGGUGGAAUGAAUCAAAAAUUUCGUGAGCAAACGAAAAUUGGUAUAAGCGAAAGAAAAAGAAAAAGUAGUAGCACCAGAAGCGGUCUAGAG
Messenger RNA from Amoebophrya sp. A120, 12304 nucleotides. The record is from the annotation of a GenBank genome assembly. NCBI's taxonomy places the organism in Eukaryota, Dinophyceae, Syndiniales, Amoebophryaceae.